Messenger RNA from Pangasianodon hypophthalmus (striped catfish), 942 nucleotides. RefSeq names its product putative gustatory receptor clone PTE03. Bases 1 to 942 code for a protein of 313 amino acids. Gene Ontology annotation, molecular function: G protein-coupled receptor activity; olfactory receptor activity. NCBI's taxonomy places the organism in Eukaryota, Metazoa, Chordata, Actinopteri, Siluriformes, Pangasiidae. The record is from RefSeq and is a predicted model, not a curated record. The transcript has a single exon. Gene Ontology annotation, biological process: G protein-coupled receptor signaling pathway. Gene Ontology annotation, cellular component: membrane.
AUGGACUUUACUAAUGUUACAUAUUUAACACUAGAGGGACAUGUGGAUUUACAGAAUUAUAGAUAUGUUUAUUUUUUAAUCACUCUCACUGUGUACAUAUCUAUCAUUGUAUUUAAUACUGUUGUCAUUUUUGUCAUAUUCAUGAACAAACGUCUCCAUGAGCCCAUGUACAUGUUCAUUGCUGCUUUGCUUUGUAAUGCUCUCUUUGGAGCGACUUCUCUUUAUCCUAAACUGCUCACUGAUUUACUGGCUGACAAACAAAUUGUGUCUUAUGAAGUGUGCUUGCUUCAGGCAUUUUGCAUGUACACAUAUGCUUCAGCAGAGUUUGCGCUGUUAUCAGCUAUGGCCUAUGACAGAUAUGUGUCCAUCUGUAAACCAUUACAAUAUGCAACUAUUGUAAAAAUGACCACUGUCAGAAAGCUCUUAUUUUUAUCAUGGUUUUUGCCAAGCUGUGAAAUUGGUAUAUCUGUUAUACUAGCAGCCCAACUUCCGCUGUGUAAAUUUAAAUUAAACAGAAUAUAUUGUGGUGGUUACUCCAUUAUUAAAUUAAGUUGUAGAGAAACAUCUGUGAACAACAUAUAUGGACUUUUUGCUUUCUGCAUUGCUGUAUUUCCACCAAUGAUCUUCAUAAUCUAUUCGUAUUUCCGAAUACUUGCUGUGUGUUUAAAGAAUUCUAAAGAUUUCAGAAGAAAAGCUCUACAGACCUGUUUACCACAUCUUCUCAUUUUCAUUAAUUUUUCUGUGAACAUUUGUUUUGAAAUUAUAAAUAACAGACUAGAAACAAAUCAAAUUCCCCACAUUAUUGCCAUGAUCCUGUCAGUUGAAUAUUUACUCAUUCCUCCUUUAUUCAAUCCCAUAAUAUAUGGAUUAAAACUGCAAGAGAUUUUGAAAAACAUCAAGAGAAUGUUUUCAUGGAAAAAGAGGACAGGGGUUUCUUUUUAA